CAGUGGGCGCGUCUGUGGGUGAGGUCAGGGGAAAAGUUUAAAAUGAGCCCGUCGACCAUGCCUUUAUUAAAAGAGCACUUCCUGCAUACCCCAGGCCCCCCAGGCUUAUCCCUCAGCUUGCAACUCAUUUAUCCUCAUCUUUACUAAAUCAUCAUUGAUAGUAUUCACAAUCUACAAGGCAUCAUACCUACUUAGGUAGCCAAUAUAGUAUGCCGUUCUUAAAACACCAAACCGACCAGGUGGAAGCACCAAAUGCCGGUGCUUCGGGCUCGGCAAACCCUGCUACCAAGCAGGAGCAGAGCGGCGAAGCCUCUGCGGCGAAGCAACAACGAGUGACCUUCAUGGCAAUCUUGCUCGGUGUCGUUGCCAGUAUAGGAGGUUUCAUGUUCGGAUAUGUCAGCGGUCAGAUUUCGGGUUUCUUCAACAUGCCGGAUUUCGCCCGGCGUUUCGGCGAAAGGCAGGAAAACGGAGAAUACAUCUUUGGAGCGGCGAGGCAAGGAACGAUUGUCGGUCUCCUCCCAGUCGGAUGCUUGUUAGGUGCUUUGAUUGCCGGACAACUCGCAGAUAUCAUCGGCCGUCGGUUAGCUAUUUCUGUUUCGGCUCUGUGGUCCUGCGUUGGUAUUGUUAUCGAGAUCUCGUCCGAGACCGCUUGGGCGCAGUUUGCCGUCGGUCGUCUGGUUACCGGUGGCUCCAUCGGGGCUCUGUCUGUCCUCGUCCCUAUGUACCAGUCCGAGAGUAGCCCGGCCAUAAUCCGCGGUAUCCUAGUGUCAACAUACCAGCUUUUCAUCACCUUCGGUAUCUGGACCAGUUACAUGGUCGACUGGGGCACUGCUGACAUGAAAUCGAGCGCUUCGUGGCGAAUCCCCAACGGUAUCGGCUUCCUCUGGUCUCUCGUCCUCUGUGUCGGCAUCCUUGUUCUCCCUGAAAGUCCCCGACACGCUUACCGCAAGGGCCAAGAAGAAGAAGCACGCAACACCAUUGCCAAGUUGGCUGGUGUCGACCCUCAGCACCGCAGCGUCCACGACCAGAUCACUGAGAUUCGUGUAAAGCUAGAAGAAGAGAAGGCUAGUGGUAAAGCUAGUUGGUUCGAGAUCUUCACCGGACCCAGGAUGCUUUACAGGACUGUCCUUGGUAUUGUGCUUCAGGCCGGUCAGCAGCUAACCGGUGCCAACUUCUUCUUCUACUACGGAACAACCGUUUUCAAGUCCACUGGCCUCAGCAAUAGCUACGUCACUCAAAUCAUCCUCGGAACAGUCAACGUCGCAUGUACGAUCGCCGGUCUAUACGUCGUACAGAAGGUUGGACGUAGAAAGGCACUUAUCGCUGGUGCUGCAUCCAUGAUGGUUUGCUUCUUCAUCUAUGCCUUUGUCGGUCACUUCGCUUUGGAUUCGGCCAAUCCCCUGAACACCCCUCAAGCCGGCUCGGCUUUGAUUGUAUUCUCUUGUCUCGCCAUUGCCGCUUUCGCUACUACAUGGGGACCUCUUGUAUGGGCUGUUGUAGCUGAACUGUAUCCUUCUCGAUAUAGGGCUCCUUGCAUGGCUUUAGCCACUGCUUCUAACUGGUUCUGGAACUUCAUGAUUUCGUUCUUCACUCGAUUCAUCACUGACGCAAUCAACUACUUCUAUGGAUUCGUGUUUGCUGGAUGCUGCGCUGCUCUCAUCGUCAUCGUCUACUUCUUCGUUAUUGAGACUAAGGAUCGAAGUCUGGAGGAGGUUGACACUAUGUAUCUGCUCCACGUCAACCCUAUGAAGUCAAGCCAAUGGGACGGCAGCAAAGUGCCAGAAGGAGUCACUGAGGAAUCAGCUCAUGAGGAACACGCCGAAGUCUAAAGGUUAGGAUAAAAUAUGAAACUGUAAAUGGUAGUGUUUAGGCUACAAUAAUUCUAAUUCGCACAUAUCAUAAA
Molecule: messenger RNA, 1903 nt
Organism: Daldinia caldariorum
Lineage: Eukaryota; Fungi; Ascomycota; Sordariomycetes; Xylariales; Hypoxylaceae
Product: general substrate transporter
Exons: 4
Coding region: 210-1829 (539 amino acids)
Biological process (GO): carbohydrate transport; transmembrane transport
Cellular component (GO): plasma membrane
Molecular function (GO): carbohydrate:proton symporter activity
Source: RefSeq, a predicted model, not a curated record